Triticum dicoccoides is the source of this 4100-nucleotide messenger RNA. RefSeq names its product disease resistance protein RPM1-like. Gene Ontology annotation, biological process: defense response to other organism. The coding region runs from base 369 to 3077 and encodes 902 amino acids. The record is from RefSeq and is a predicted model, not a curated record. Lineage: Eukaryota; Viridiplantae; Streptophyta; Magnoliopsida; Poales; Poaceae. The transcript is spliced from 9 exons. Gene Ontology annotation, molecular function: ADP binding.
UACACCCGGAGAUCUGACAUCUCAACUCUGUUGCGAGAGACUCGUACGGUGCCUGCUGGCUGCUGCCGGAGAUGGUGGAGACGGUGGUGAGCAUGGCGAGGUCCAUGGUGAGGGGCGCCAUCAGCGUGGCCACUUCUGCCGCUGCCGCUGAAGUUGGCCUCCUCGUCGGCGUCCGAAAGGAUAUCUGGUUCAUUAAAGACGAGCUCGAGACGAUGGAGGCAUUCCUGGAGGUCGCUGAAUCAAUAAACAAGAAAGAUGUGCUCCUCAAGGUGUGGGCAAAACAAGUAAGGGAUCUGUCCUACAACAUUGAAGAUUGCCUCAAUGAGUUCAUGGUGCAUGUUGGAAGCUAAAGCUUGUUACGCCGGCUCAUGAAGCUCAAAGAUCGUCAUCGAAUUGCCACACAGAUCCGCGAUCUCAAAGCAAGAGUUGAAGAAGUAAGCAUCAGGAACACACGCUACAACUUGAUCAAGGCGGAGGCCUCCAACACCAUUGGUGACAUGGAUUCUCACAUGGAGGAUGUUCGCAAUCACUCGGCUAGCAACAUUGAUGAAGCAGAACUUGUUGGCUUUUCCAAACCGAAGAAGGAGUUAAUUAAGUUGAUGGAUGUCAAGACUAAAGAUGGCACAGCCAAGGUGGUAUUUGUUGUUGGCAUGGGUGGUUUAGGAAAGACUACUCUUGCCAGGAAGGCAUUUGAAAGUAAGGAAGAUAUUGUGAAUAAUUUUUCUUGCCGGGCUUGGAUCACAGUCUCGCAAACAUUUUCCAAGAUAGAGAUGCUAAAGGAUAUGAUCAUGCAAUUUUUUGGAAAUGAAGAACUGAAGAAGCGUUUGAAGGAACUUGAGGGGAAGACGGUGCAAGUAGAUGAUCUCGCCAGCUACCUUAGGGAGAUGCUAAAGGAGAAGAGGUACUUUAUUGUUCUUGAUGACUUGUGGACCACUGAUGCAUGGGGGUGGAUCAAAGAUAUUGGUUUUCCUACUACUAACAUCAAAGGUAGCCGGAUAAUAGUAACAACACGAGAUAUUGGCCUAGCUCAGCAAUGUACUUCCAAAUCGCUUAUUUACCACCUUAAACACCUCCAGAUAGAUCAAGCAACAAAUUUGCUACUGAAAAAGAUUGGGAAAACACACAGAGAAACUGAAAGUGAUGAAAGGAUGCGGACUGUGAUUUCCAAAAUAGUAAAAAAGUGUGGUGGUUUACCACUAGCUAUACUCACCAUAGGAGGUUUGCUUGCUACCAAAGUGGUAGAAAUGUGGGAGAGUAUUUAUGAGCAGAUUCCAUCAGAGCUCGAGACUAACCCAAGCCUUGAAGCAAUGAGGAGGAUGGUCACUCUUAGUUACAGCCACUUGCCAUCUCAUCUUAAAUCAUGCUUCCUAUAUUUAAGCAUCUUUCCGGAGGAUUUUCAAAUCAGGAGAAGACGUUUGGUUGAUAGAUGGAUAGCAGAGGGGUUUGUUACAGCUAGUAGUGGAGUGAAUGUUGAGGAUGUUGGAAUAGGUUAUUUCAAUGAGCUAAUCAACCGAAACAUGAUUCAACCAUCAAAAGUGAACAUAGAAGGAGUUGUUAAGAGCUGCCGGGUCCAUGAUAUCAUCCGUGAUGUAAUGGUCUCAAUUUCUAGAGAUGAAAACUUUGUGCACCUGGUGGGAGAUAGUGAAGCCAGUAUAAUAGAGGGGAAUUUCCGUCAUGUAGCAUACCAUGGUAGCAAGGGCCAAAAUAUUGGCAUGGAUUGGAGCCAUGUUCGGUCAUUAACAAUGUUUGGUAAGAGACCCAUGGAGCCCUCACCUUCAGUUUGUUCAGCCAACAUGAGGAUGCUUAGAGCCUUGGAUCUAAAGAAUACACGGUUUCAAAUUAUACAAAAAGAUAUCAACAACAUUGGGUUGUUGUGCCAUUUGAAAUAUGUGGAUUUUGAAGGACCUUCAAAUAUAUAUUCACUUCCAAAGUCUAUAAGGAAAUUACGAGGAUUACAAAGCUUAGACAUUAGAAAGAGUUAUAUAGCAGCACUACCAACUGAGAUCACAGAACUCCAUAGUCUCCGCAGCCUUCGCUAUAGCAGAUGGGCUUCGUACAGCUUUUUUGAUAUAGAUUACUCCAUGGACUGUCUGAUGCACACAUUGCGCCUGCCCAUAAUAUGCACACCUUCAGUUGAUGCUGAUCAUCGUGCUGAGUUUACUGCUGAGCUACAUAUGGCAUACUCUAGCCUGUGGUCCAAGACAGAAGGUGUGAGUGUUCCAAGAGGGAUCAGUAAAUUAAAGGAGCUACAGAUACUAGAGGUGGUGGAUAUCAAACAAACUAGCAAGAAGGCAGUUAAAGAGUUGGGGGAGCUUAUUCAGCUAAGAAAACUUAGCAUGGUAGCUAAAGGAAAAUUUGCCGAGCAAAAUCCCAAGAUACUAUAUCUGUGUGCCGCUAUAGAGAAGCUCUCGUCCCUGCGCUCUCUUAGUGUGGAUUUUGAUUAUGAUGCUGCCAAUGAUGGAUCACUGGAGUGGUUGCAUAAUAUUUCCUCCCCUCCUCCCCUGCUAAAGAAGUUGAAGUUGGUUGGGGAUUUUAAAGGAAAGAUGCCCGAGUGGGUUAGAUGUCUGAAGCAUCUGGUAAAGAUUCACUUGGAGUGGAGCCACCUGAAGGAAGAUCAGAUAACUGAAAUGCUAGGGGAGCUGCCCAAGCUCAUGCACCUCAGUCUGCGCACAUUUGCUUAUUAUGGGAAGAAGUUAGUGUUCAGAGCGAGAUCAUUUCUCAAUCUGAGGAAACUCUCCAUUCAGCAGCUGGGUAAACUGAGGGAGGUGAGAUUCGAGAAUGGCGCCUCGCCACAGAUGGAAAUGCUAGAAUUCAGUGUUUGCAAUUUGGAGUCAGGGAUUAUUGGUAUCAUUCACCUUCCAGUAUUCAAGCAGAUUUCACUUGGUUAUGAAGGCAGAGUGGCGAGGCUUGGUAUGCUGCAAGCUGAAGUGGACGCACACCCCAACCAUCCCGUGCUGCAAUUCAACAGAGACCGAAGGGAGCAUGAAGCAGAGGAGGCGACGAACCUCAGCCAAGACCAUGACAUAGGAGAUGACGAUUUCCUCUCUUGCAUUUCUGAGGACGAAGAUGCUAGCUGAUCGACGGUGCAAGUUUCUAGUUGCUGAUCAUCUGUCCUUGCUGUCUGGUCGUCGCUUUCGCUGGACACUAGACUUUCUCAACUUGGGACAACCUGGUCUGGAGCAACACAUAAUGGAGCUUGACUAAUGGUGCACUGUCAUUGGUCCAAAAUUUGCGGCAGGUUACUAGCUUGCAAGAAGGCAAGCAGAGGAAGGUAUCUUCAUAUCUAUGAGCCCAAGAGAUGAAAUGAAGCAGGAAGCCACAGGCUGGUGCCUCGACGACACUCCAUGUGCAUCUGAAGUGCGAACCGAUAUCAUCCUCAUAACUGAUUCAGCUUGGGGGGCAAGUGGAAGACCCAAUGGGCUGUUGGUGGCCUCUCAAGAUAUGCUCCGUGAUUAGAUUAGGUGGCAGCUGCUGGCCCUGAUUCCCUCACGAAGACGGCGAUCGAUUCUUACUAUGACAGCUCUCGCCUCUUUCUAACUGGGUAAUGGAGUUUCUCAAAAUGGGUCAAGCUAGAGCAACUUAUGAUGCAGCUUGAUUUAUGGUAUCUUGACAUCUACGAGCCUCUGCUGCAGAAGGGGAAAAACAUGACAACCAUCCAGUCCUUCGCAAAGGAUACUGAAUGGUAUGAGGUGAAGUUCGAAGCCACAGGAGCUAGCGCUGCCUCCACAACUCCAUGGUGCAUCUGAUGUCUGAACUGAGACCACUCAUAACUGCUGGUGAAUAAAGUGGAAGAUAUUAUUGGAUGUUAUUCAAGUUUGGUAGCUGCUGGUGGCCUCUGAAGAUAUGCUCCCUGAUUAUCAGAUAAAGUGGCAACUGUUGGACCUGAUUCCAUCAAAAACAUGGAUCAACUUGAUGAGAAGAACACACCUGCAAUUAUGCAUACAGAAUUUCCUUUGUUUACUGGUAGUACCCUCUGUUUCUUUUUCGUCUUCUUAGUGCUCUCUGGGCAUCCUCAUAAAGCGAUGCCAUUGAAGAGUCUGGGAACAUCUUGUCCAUAUUGUUGGGAUCGAUUGUGUUGUAAAAAGAAAUGCACCUUUUGA